AUGAACCUCGACCGUCUCCGCACAGUCCUCGUCAACAUCCAGACCUCCCAAGCCUUCAACGUUCCCAGCGCCAUCCCCGACACGGAACUGGCCGAAUGUCUCAUCCUGAUUGAUGAUAUGGAAGGGGAUCUAGUGGCUGCGAAGGACGCGGCAUUGGAUGCGGCGGGGAAGGAGAAAGAGAAUUUGAGGGAGGAGGUUGAGAUUUUGAGAUUUGAGAGGAAGCGGAUCUUGGGGGAGGGGAAGAAGGGUUGA
Bacidia gigantensis is the source of this 252-nucleotide messenger RNA. RefSeq lists its product as uncharacterized. The record is from RefSeq and is a predicted model, not a curated record. The transcript has 2 exons. Lineage: Eukaryota; Fungi; Ascomycota; Lecanoromycetes; Lecanorales; Ramalinaceae. Bases 1 to 252 code for a protein of 83 amino acids.